UGCUAACACCUUCCUCCAACCCAAUGGACUGGUUAAGCUGGACACCGAGCACUUCACCCCGAUCGAUGGCCAGUGCUUCUUUUGACGAUGCCUGGUUCAUGUUUCCAUUAGCUACGUCGUCAUCGUCGUCAUCGUCGUCGUCGUCCUCGAACAGUGCUGCUGCUGCUGCUGCUCAGAAUGCUUACAUGACGCCUUUGACCGUAGGCUAUCCUUCCCCUACCCUGUCGGACGGUGAUGGGAGAGUCUUUUCCGAAUCCAUGCACCCAUCAGCACCACCCCCCCUCCAGCGACACACCUCCGAGCCACCGCCUUGGCCUCGUUCGACCGCUGCUGCCGCCGUUGUCAUCACCACGCAACAUCACAGUGAUCGUGCUACGAGUGUAGUAUCCAAAAAACAACCCCCCACGCGCCGUCAUCGUCGUAGCGCGUCGGCGGCGAUCGUCGCUCAUACCUGUCCUCAUCCUGGCUGCGGCAAAUCCUUUACGCGUCCCUACAACUUGACAUCGCAUAUGCGCACCCAUACAGCAGAGCGCCCUUUUGCUUGCUCGCAAUGUGGACGACGAUUUGCACGACAACAUGAUCGAAAUCGACACGAAAAGUUACAUUGGGGCAUCAAACCCUAUGCCUGUAUGCAUUGUCGGAAACCUUUUGCUCGCAUGGAUGCUUUGAAUAGACAUUUAAAAGUAGACAAGGGUUGUUGUCCUUCCUCUUUCGCGUCCUGAGCCCUCGUCGACUGUCCUCCUUCGUUUCAUGGCCACAGUCACCACAGGAUGUCCUUUUCUCCAUUAUUUAUUGAUGUCUCCCCUUUCCCCACCCCCCUUUUUAGCUACAUCUCUACCUACAUACAUACAUGCAUGCAUUCAUUCUUUUUUUUUUUUUUUUUUCCUU
Molecule: messenger RNA, 888 nt
Organism: Mycotypha africana
Lineage: Eukaryota; Fungi; Mucoromycota; Mucoromycetes; Mucorales; Mycotyphaceae
Exons: 1
Coding region: 24-722 (232 amino acids)
Biological process (GO): regulation of transcription by RNA polymerase II
Molecular function (GO): DNA-binding transcription factor activity, RNA polymerase II-specific; RNA polymerase II cis-regulatory region sequence-specific DNA binding
Source: RefSeq, a predicted model, not a curated record